Hibiscus syriacus is the source of this 3374-nucleotide messenger RNA. RefSeq names its product kinesin-like protein KIN-5C. Gene Ontology annotation, biological process: microtubule-based movement. The transcript is spliced from 23 exons. The coding region runs from base 137 to 3166 and encodes 1009 amino acids. The record is from RefSeq and is a predicted model, not a curated record. Gene Ontology annotation, molecular function: ATP binding; plus-end-directed microtubule motor activity; microtubule binding. Lineage: Eukaryota; Viridiplantae; Streptophyta; Magnoliopsida; Malvales; Malvaceae.
AUCCCCAAAAAACAAAAGGAGAAGAAGAACUGAAUUCAAAAAUCGGAUCUAACAGUCGCAGAAUAAGAACAUAGCUCAAUACAUAACCGAAGAAUCGAAAAUAGGUUCGUUCGAUUCUCCUCUUCGACGACUGAAAAUGUCCGGUCGCCACGAAAAAGAGAAAGGCGUCAACGUGCAAGUCCUCCUUCGUUGCAGGCCGUCUAAUGAAGAGGAGUUAAGAAACAAUGCGCCGCAGGUGGUGAAAUGUAAUGAGUACCAACGAGAAGUCGCUGUUUCUCAAAACAUUGCCGGAAAACAGUUUGACAGAGUUUUUACUUUCGAUAAGGUAUUUGGGCCAUCGGCACAACAAAAAGACCUAUAUGAACAAGCUGUGGUUCCAAUUGUGAAUGAGGUUUUAGAAGGUUUUAACUGUACUAUUUUUGCUUAUGGUCAAACCGGCACUGGGAAAACUUACACUAUGGAAGGUGAAUGCAAAAGGGCAAAGACGGGUCCUAAUGGCGAACUGCCAGCAGGGGCAGGGGUUAUUCCAAGAGCAGUUCAACAGAUCUUUGAUACAUUGGAGGGCCAGAAUGCGGAAUACAGUGUAAAAGUAACAUUUUUGGAACUGUAUAACGAAGAGAUUACUGAUUUGCUUGCCCCUGAAGAAAUUUCAAAAGUUAUUUUGGAGGAGAAACUGAAGAAACAGUUGCCAUUAAUGGAAGAUGGGAAAGGGGGAGUUCUUGUGAGAGGAUUAGAAGAAGAAAUUGUUACAAGUGCUAGUGAGAUAUUUACUUUGCUUGAAAGAGGUUCUGCUAAGCGUCGAACUGCUGAGACUUUGUUGAAUAAGCAGUCAAGUCGGUCACAUUCUCUUUUUACUAUUACAAUUCAUAUCAAGGAAGCUACGCCAGAAGGCGAAGAGCUUAUAAAGUGUGGGAAGCUGAAUUUGGUUGAUUUAGCAGGCUCAGAAAAUAUAUCCCGCUCUGGUGCUAGGGAUUGUCGUGCAAGAGAAGCAGGUGAAAUUAAUAAAAGUUUACUGACUUUAGGACGAGUUAUAACUGCCCUUGUGGAGCAUCUUGGGCAUAUUCCGUACAGGGAUAGCAAGCUUACUCGAUUACUACGUGAUUCACUUGGGGGACGGACAAAGACUUGCAUUAUAGCUACAGUUUCUCCUGCUGUCCAUUGUCUUGAGGAGACCUUAAGUACACUGGAUUAUGCGCACAGGGCAAAGAAUAUAAAGAAUAAGCCUGAGGUUAACCAAAAAAUGAUGAAAUCAACUCUUAUAAAGGACCUGUAUGGUGAAAUUGAACGCCUAAAGUCAGAGGUGUAUGCUGCUCGUGAAAAGAAUGGUGUAUAUAUUCCAAAAGAGCGAUAUUACCAAGAAGAAAGUGAAAGGAAGGCAAUGGCAGAACAGAUUGAAAAAAUGGGGGUCCUUCUAGAAACACAGCAGAAGCAACUUCAGGAAUUGCAAGAUAAGUACGUUGCCCAAGUUCAACAAUGCUCUGAUUUGAGUGGGAAACUUGAGAUGACUGAGAAAAACUUGAAUGAAACUGUCAAGUUGCUUGCCAACUCUGAAGAUGAACUGAAGAAGUGUCACUAUGUGUUGAAGGAGAAAGAAUUUAUUAUAUGUGAACAGAAAAAAGCAGAAAAUGCUCUGGCGCAUGAAGCCUGUGUGCUAAGGUCUGACUUGGAGAAAGCUCUUAAGGAUAAUGCUUCAUUGUUCCAAAAAAUUGGAAGAGAAGACAAACUGAACACUGAUAAUAGAGUAGUGGUUAACAACUUCCAGGCAGAACUAGCCCAACAAAUUGGUACACUUUACAACCUGGUGGCCUUAUCAGUGUCUCAGCAAAAUGAGCACCUUCAGAGUGUUGAGAAACUCUGUUGCUCCUUUACUGAUAUACAUGAUAAGGCUAUCUUGGAAAUGAAGAAAAAGGUGACAGCUGCAAGAGCUUUGCAUGUUUCCCACAUGGAGGCAGUCCAAAACAUAGUGCGAUUGCACAAAGCUAGCUCCAAUGCUGCCUUAGAUAAAAUUUCAUCUCUGGCUUCAUCAAAUGCACAUUCUAUUGAAGAGUUCUUUUCAUCUGAGGCCAGCAAAGCAGCUUCAAUGUUUGAUGAUCUUCAGCAUAGUCUUGCAACUCACCAGGGAGAAAUGACUGUUUUUGCAGAGGAAUUAAGACAGAGGUUCCAUGUUAGUAUUGAUCAAACAAAGGACAUUUCUGAUUAUGCCAAUGAAAUUCUGGAUAAGCUUUCAGAAGAGUCUGUGAGGGUUCAGAAUCAUGCUGUGCAAGCUGAUGAAGUUCAAAUGAAGAGCAUUUCUAGCUUUCAGAACGCUUAUGAGGAGCAAUCGAUGUCCGAUGCUGAGAAGCUUAUUGCUGAUAUGACAAAUCUUGUGUAUAACCAUGUUCGUCGGCAAAGAGAGCUGGUGGAUGCAAGACUUCUUGUUUUCAAAGAAAGCGCUGCUGUAAACAAAAUAUUUUUGGAUGGGCAUGUUUCCUCCAUGGAGGGUAUUACAACAGAUGCUAAACGAAAAUGGCAAGCAUUUGCCAUCCAGGCAGAGAAAGAUGCUAAAGACACUGCUGAUUACUCAGUUGCCAAACAUUGUCGUACCGAGGAACUCCUACAGCAUUGUAUGUCUGCUGCUGAAUCUGCAUUCAAGCACUACGAAAUUACUCAGGAAUCUGUGAAUGAGAUGGGUAGUAAACAUGUUUCAGAUAUGGUAUCACUUAUCAGGAAUGCUACUGAUUCAAAUGAGCAGCAUGAUGCCGAGAUUUAUAGUGCCCACGUUGCAGCUGAGCAAUAUCACUUGAAUAAUACUGAUGAUACACUUCAAUACAUUGAUGGAAUGUCAGAACAGGAACAAGGAAUUACACGGGGAAUCGUGGACUCAAUUAAAGCUCAUAGUAAAAGCCUUGAAACAUUCCAGGAUGAUCAUUCGAGUCAAGCUUCAUCGAUCAAGCAGAGAGCAGAAGAAACAUUCCAACAAAGAUAUAUGGAUUAUGAGCCAAGUGGAACGACACCAAUCCGAAGUGAGCAAGAUGUUCCAAGCAAAGGGACUAUUGAAUUGCUACGAGCCAUACCAAUGGAAGCUCUGGUCGAAGAAUUUCGUGAAAACAAUUCAUUCGAAUCAUUUGAGCCAAAGGAAUUAAAGCCAUCGUUAAUACCACGCCCACCCCUUCGUCCAAUCAAUUAAAACUGGUGGGGCUGGCGUCUUGUUUUGAUAUCUGUAUGAUUAAUGUAAACUGUUAUAAUCUGUCAUUUCAUGGAAGAUGGUAAAGAUGUAGCAGUUCGGAGGGUGUAUUUGCACGGUCAUAGAAGAAUAAUCCUUUCUCAGGAUUCUGCAAAUUUGGGAAUUGAAUGGAGAGAUGCAAACUAAGCCUAAACCCCACUCUUAGUUUAAU